Bursaphelenchus xylophilus (pine wood nematode) is the source of this 11419-nucleotide messenger RNA. Lineage: Eukaryota; Metazoa; Nematoda; Chromadorea; Rhabditida; Aphelenchoididae. The record is from the annotation of a GenBank genome assembly.
AUGGAUCUAAACAAGGUCGCGACGAUCCUCCAAACUUUGCAAGCUUGCAAUGUGCGGUUUAAUGGCGACAUGAAUCAUGUUGAGGUUACGUCGUUCAAACUGUACGAUGGACAGAUAUUAAAGUAUUCCACGACAGACAAUGCGACCGGUUUCCGAGAGUAAGUCAACGUUUGUCUUUCGAGGUUUAGAUGCUUUUGGGAUUAGACUUUUUUGGGAUUUUUUGAGUGACAAAGGAAGUACCCAAGCGCGACACUCGGGCUUUUUUAUACAAGAAAGGUACUUCUAUGGGUAUGGGGUUACAGGUCGAGACAUAUAUCACAAAAUUCGCAAAAAUUUUCUGAUUCAGAGUAUAUAAAAAUUAGCUUUGGUUUCUAAGGAAACAGGCCCUUUCGGGGUGGCACGUCAAUCCAAAAUAGAAGAAAAAAUUUCCCGCCCCUUUCUGGUGAUUCGUUCAAAACGAAAUGUCACUAUCCGAUAAAACGCAUUUUCUUAUCUUUCUUCUUCCUUUUCGAGAAAAAACAAUUAUUUCGGGCGAGAAAAAGUGCCGAUAAUAUCGCGACAUUUCGUCUCUCUUUUAAACCAAUGAAAACGAUACGAAGUUUCGAAACGGUUCAGGAAAUGCGCUGGAUUGACGUGGGUGGGCGAUUUCGGGGUCAGGCAAAUACUGGGGUUCCCGGCUCCCUCAAUUUGCGACCCCGGAAGGGCCCACCCCGAAAGGGCAGUAACCCAAUAAAUAUAAUACAGGGUGGGCCAAAAAAAAUGGACAAGAUUAAAAGUUGGUGUAUCCCGGCACGAAUACCGUUAUCAAUAGAAAGAAAAAUAGUUUUAUAAUUGUCAACUAUCCUGCUUUAUCACAACUAUUUAAAUUUUUAUAUACUUUUUAUGAAUCGCUGAUACGAGCCAAAAUUUUAGGCCAGCCCAUAUUCUGACCACGUUUUCCAAAAAUUUUGUGGGUCCAAAGAUCUUUACCGACCUAAAUUUCUACAAUUAGCCGAAACCUGGGGGUUGACUGUUUAUGGACAUACCAAGGGGAACCCAGAGAAGCAAAAAAGUUGAUAAUGUUCGAUUAAUAGCACUCCCCCAGUUCGCAACGUGAUCCACAAGAGGUCCAUCUAGAUAAUUCUAAAUUUUUGAGAUUAUUGACAUUGAAGACUCGCAGGUGAGCCUGUUUCAUGCUAUUAAUAGCAAAAAGUGGUCUCUAUAAGACACCUGACAUUGCUUUACAUGAGCCAGCAGUUGAUUUGGUAAUAGCUUGCACUAGCCGUGCGCAACACUUAAAAAAGUUUAGCCGGCAAUACCCAGAGACGCUGAUAUUUUUGGCCAGAAAAUUUUUCCUUUUUUGUUGGCGUUCUUGAACGGUCCGCAUAACUAUGACGGGAUACUUAUACAUCAGGGUUAUACGACCCCUUUCUUCCAUUUUAAGUCAGUUUCGUAAAAUGAGGAAUCAGCUGACCUUCAGAAUCCAAGUUUUAUUGCGAUGACCCAUCAAAAAGUCAAAAAAAUCGAUUUUUGCUUGCCAUCUUGCUCAUUGAGUUGUACUAUUGUCAAAAAUGCGUUUAGUAUAUUCAUCAUAGAGUAGUAAACACCGUAUGAGGGUAACCAGUGUCAAAAGGUUCACCACGUUUGGUAGAGCAUUGUUUUUCCGAAAGCGCCCAAAUGAAGGUCGAUUUUCCCUGGCCGAGUGUCUAACUUCUGGUCACUGGUUCUUCAUUUUCCGAAAAGCUUGGGUUAAAUCCUUUUAAAGCCUAAGGGGACAAGUCUCCUAGAUCUGCUUAGACCGCUUGGUAUGUCUUUACGGCCGCUCUAAAAAGUUUAGGAGCAAGAACUUUUAAAAUUUUGCUGCGGGAAUUGGCGCGCUGACCUGGUGACUUUCCUGCAACCGUAUGUUGGAAACUUUUGCAGAUAGAACAAAACAUCUACAGUAAAUAUGUUCCCUUAACACAGUACUUUCAUGCCAUAUAUACCUUUUUUCACAAACUGUUUCAUGGCAGGAAAAAUCGAAGAAAAAUAAAUGUCCAUUUUUUUUGGCCCACCCUGUAGUUAUACAGGGUGUUUCAAGAAAUUUGGAACAAAUGAUUUGCUUAUAUCUUUGUGUUCUUUGCAGCUAUCAACGAAUUUCUUUUUGCUUCUAAAAAUUGACAGCGUGCGUUUUUAGAAUCUCUAAAAAAAUUUUUUUCGUCGGCGGAGGGCCCAUUUCUCGGCGGAGAAAAUUAGGGCCUUUUUAAAAAUCACAGCGUAUUACGUGGCGGAAACGCCGUUGCAACGGCUGAAAUCAAGUUUACGUAAUACCUCCAUCGAUUUUACGGUAUGCUUUUUUGCGUUUUCGAUUUUACGCACUUUCGCGGAUGCGCGGCGGAGACCUCAGAUUUCGGUGGACGUUGUUUUGGGCCUUUGGCUUUUGCAAUUCAUGUUGGAAAAGAGGUUGGGGUGAUUUUUUGUUGUCAUCCGAUGCACAGAUGGUAAAAAUUUCGUGCUUUUUAUCCCCGGCGGAGGAGUCGGCGGAGGCUUUAUCAAAGGGUAAAAACAAAACUCCGCCGAUUUGUCCGCCGGAACAAAAAAAUCAAAAAUCUUUGAAAGACAAUGCUGCUCUGAUGGAUUCUUGUAGCUGAGAUUUUUCCCGGACUCGUAAAACUGCUUUGACCCUUUGAUAAAGCCUCCGCCGAAUCCUCCGCCGGGGAAAAAAGCACGAAAUUUUUGCCAUCUGUGCAUCGGAUGACAACAAAGAAUCACCCCAACCUCUUUUCCAACAUGAAUUGCAACAGCCGAAGGCCCAAAACAACGUCCGCCGAAAUCUGAAGUCUCAGCCGCGCCUCCGCGGUGCGCGUAAAAUCGAAAACAAAAAAUGCAUACCGUAAAAUCGACGGAGGUGUAACGUAAACUUGAUUUCAGCCGUUGCGACGGCGUUUCCGCCACGUAAUACGCUGUGAUUUUUAAAAAAGGCCCUAAUUUUCUCCGCCGAGAAAUGAGCCCUCCGCCGACGAAAAAAAUUUUUUUUAGAGAUUCUAAAAACGCACGCUGUCAAUUUUUAGAAGCAAAAAGAAAUUCGUUGAUAGCUGCAAAGAACACAAAGAUAUAAGCAAAUCAUUUGUUCCAAAUUUCUUGAAACACCCUGUAUUUUCAGAGACGUCAUCAAGUACGAUGGUCCUCCAAUUAGGGAAAUCCGAUUGCAAAUGACCACUCGGGACGGCAAGACAUUUGUUGGAGGUCAAGUGACCCAAGAAACCUACGAGACAGAUCCUCAGUAAGCUUAAAGCCUCUGGUUGCAGCUCCAAAUUUUAUCAGGUAUUUUUAUCAACAGCCCGUUCUUGGAGACGAAAAGGAAUUGAAAGUCGUUUAUUCUCUAAACUAUAUCUGCCCAUAUCUGUUCGGAGACGCGGUGUACGUGAUCAACGACAAUCGUCAACUGAAAUGUGUAGCAUUUAAGGCGUCGAAUGGAACAUUUAGAAUAGCCGCAGAAAGAAAGCAGCCCAAUAUCGAUUGCUCCGAACGAUUCGGGGUCAAUGAUGAGGAGGGAAUAUUUAUUUUUAAGAAGAACGGAAGAUGCAUGAAAGUGAAGAUUUUGGACUUUUGGACUCCCUGGGACCCACGGGAUUGCGAGAUGUUCGAUCGAAUCAUUUCGCAGCCGUUGAAGUUGGGCCAAUACUAUCACCUUGUAAGUUUGGGGGUGGAUUCGGCGAUUUCUACCAUAGAGGGUAACGUUUUAAUAAAAAAAUCAAUUUUUUCGCACGAAACUGGUAAAGUUUUGGCCAAGAAUUGUGUUUCUUUCUCAUCGCUCUCCACGUUUAGCGAGACUCUCUCCGCUCAAAGAUCGUUGCAUAUCUCGGCGGGUCCACACUUGCGGGCAACCACUUUGCGGGCAGCUUGAAAAACCACGGAGAUUCUGCGGGCAUGAUACUAGUCGUUCCAGAAAGUGCGUGCACUUUUUGUCGUGGGCCGCACUGUGCACAAAAUUCCCCUUUUGCGGGGUGCAUUUGACCUUUUGCACCGUGCAAAUCCAAUAUCGCUGCGACACAAGCUUUUCUCAACGGAGUGGGCGCAAAUUUUGGGCGCACGAAAUGAAAUUGCACGGUGCAAAAUGUUUCGAAAAGGAUCGCGUCGCGCGGGGAACCCGAAAACUUGCACUGUGCGGUGCAAAAAAGGCGGAGAAAAGUGCACGCACUUUCUGGAACGACUAGUAUUGAAAUCAGCCAACAUUUGCUUAAAGCAGUUAAUUCAAACGAUGAACUUGGCAGCUAGAUGUCGCGGAUUAAGUUUCCGGACGUAUAAGUGGCUUGAAUAUACCCCGGGACUAAAGUUUGGAACAGGCCAGAUUUUCUUUGCGGCUUGAGAUCGGAGUUUGAUUUCUUUUCUAUUAGAAUCGGAAUGUAUUAAAACCUGGAAUAGAUGCAUAGCCGUAGAAAUCAGAAAGCUCAUAUGAGCAAAACACAAAAUUCGUAAAAAUAGGUGGGACAAAAGUUUGGAACAGGGUUACGAAUGCGACCAUAAAUUUCCGGGUAUAGUCAAAAACUCCUAGGCUUUGGUCUUUUUAGAUGCUGCGAGGAGUCAGGAUCUUAAUGCCAUACUGAUAGAUAGUUACCAAAAGCUUAUCCAAGCAUUUUUUACCACUUUUUGAAAACAAAUUCCCAUAACUUUGAAAGCAGUGGAUGAAUUUAGUAGAUUUGUGGCCUUAUCAGUGCCAGGCAGUUGCCCGCAAAGUGGUUGCCCGCAAGUGUCGCGACGCCGCAUAUCUCUGCUGGGCCUGCAAAGCGCGAGCUAAAACUUUCAGGAAUUAAUAUCUAGUCUAUGCCUGCGUGUGUGCAAAAUUCGAGAAAAAUCUGAUCGUCGCACUUGGGGUACUUCCCCAGCAAUUUUGAUGGGAAUGGGAGUCUUGCCCACUUUUUGUCUUGAAAUUUCUUAUGUAAUCGCGAAUUUAUAUCACCCUUUUUCCAGCGAUAUCUCACCAUUACGAACGACUGUCAAAUGCCCAGAGAGAUCUUCGAACCCAUCAUCGACAGCACGUACAUCCGCUUCUCAUAUGUCGAGCCGCCCACGACGUGAGUUUUUCACUCAAACUUUUAGCUUGUUUUCCAGCACUCCGACGCCUACACCUCCUCCUAUGAGUGACCUCGAAAUUGCUACGUUUGGGCUUGGAAGUGUCGCGGCCUCAAUUUUGGGCGGGUUGGCAAUUGUCGGGAUUGUGGUUUGUGUGGUGGGUUUUGUGGGGUUUGAAUUAUGUGUGAAAAAUCAAUUUUUGAUUUUUUUUUUUUAAUUCUGCAUUGUGCGAAAAAAAUAAUUGUUGUGCAGUGACUUUUCGAUUUUUUUACCUUCUUCUGGGUUUUUCGCACUGUGCGGAAAUAAUUUUUUCUUAAUUUUUUUGCAUUGUCUUUUGCACUGUGCGGUGAUAUUUUUAAUUUUUUUGAAUUUUAAAAAUUUUUGAAUUCUGCACUGUGCGGAAAAAAUAAUUUUUGCACUGAGGAUUUUUUGGAAGUUUUUGCAUUGUGCGGUUAUUUUUUUCACGAAGGACGGAAAGGUCCGCUAAAAAAAGGAAAGAGGACGGCGGGGAGGGGGGGGAGGUUUUCGAUACAAUUUUGCUUAAGCAGUAGUGUUAAUUAGUAAUUUAAAAAAAUUUUUUUUGAGUAAUGAAUUUAGGGGUUUUCGGUGGUGCUGAUUUUGAAAAUUGAAUCCAUUUCGUCUGAAUUUUUGCCUAUCUUCCUCAAUUCUUUAAAAUAAAUGUUUUGAUUAGUACAAACUUGGUCAAACUUGUAUGAUAUUGUACGAAAACUUAUGACGCUUUUUUCGUCUUUACAGCGAAAAUGACACUACUGCUUAAGCAAAAUUGUAAAAUUCAGGAAAAAUUUAUAUGAUUUUCGAAAUCAGCGCCAUCGAAAACAUCCCCUCCUCCCCGCCCUCCUCUUUCCUUUUUUUAGCGGACCUUUCUGCAGCGGACCUUUCCGUAUUCAGUCAUUUUUUUUGAUUUUUUGAAUUGUUUAAAAAUUUUUAGAUUUUUUUGCGUGUUUUUUGAUUUAAAACGGAUUUUUUUACAAAGUGAAGCAUGGCCCGGACAUUGUUGCGGUGACCAUCACCGAAUUUCUUCAAAUUUGGCUCAUAGAAGACCCACAGGGCGUACAUCGAAAGUGUCAAACGUUUUUGCGGAAUUUGCUGUAUUUGAGGAUUACUGUAACAUUUUGUGUUUUGUAAAGUUUCUAUUGUGAUGGGCUGAGGGAUGGAGCGUUGCGGAUGAAACUUACCAACUGUAUGUUUUCGACCAUGGCCAACAUUUUCCUAAUUGAAAUGUUUUUUGUAUCUCUUCAUCUUUUGGUAGUACCGUAACCCUCAACAUACCAUAUCGAUUACUGCCAAAAUUUGGGAAAAGUGUAACCAGUUUUUAAGCUUGAUUAUAAAGGUUGGACACACUCUCCGUAACAUAAGACCAAAAAAGCCAAAAUAAAAAUAUAAGUUUUUGAGAUAUACGCGUUCAAAGUUGCUAUGUUCGGUUACUGUAAGACCAAAAUGGAGAUGAUGAAUUUUCAAACGGUACCAUUGAUUGCCACGCCUCACCCAUUAAUAGACUAGCCUGAGAAAAAUAUUUUCAGAUCAAAAAAUAAAUAUUUGAGGCUUUAUUUCAGGCUUUAUACGAUGGUUACUGUAGUUUCUAACUUUUGUCAAUUUCGCUAACCAUUUUUUUCAAAUGACGCAUUUAGACCAGCUAUCCCAUUGAGAAAUGUGUGUACAACGUAAAAAUCAAAAAAUCAAGGUUACAGUACUAUCAAUUCUUGAAAUAAAGGGAGAUUACGGUAGCCGUAUCCGCUUUUUUCGUUGUUUGGCCGCGGCAUUCUUUGGAGCUGCCAGUGUAACCAGAUUUGAGACUGGAAAUUUGUUCAGAAUGGAUAGAGGAGUAUUUUAGCAAAAAAUAGCGAAAAUAAAAAUAUAAGUUUUUGAGAAAAUCCCGGAUUACGGUAAUUUCGGACAGGAAAUCCCCUAAAAUCACCGUAAUUUCGAAAUUUCUCAAAACUUAUAUUUUUAUUUUCAGGAUUUUUUGCAUAGGUACUUCCCAAGGCAGCGGGAAUUUAUUUCCGGUCGCAAAUUUGGUUACACUAGCAGCUCCACAGAAUGCCGCGGCCAAACGGCCCAAAAACCCCCUAAAAUGACCGUAAUCCCGGAUUUUCUCAAAAACUUAUAUUUUUAUUUUCGCUAUUUUUUGCUAAAAUACUCCACUGUAUAUUCUGAACAUAUUUCCUGUCUCAAAUUUGGUUACACUAGCAGCUCCAAAGAAUGCCGCGGCCAAACGGCCCAAAAACCCCCUAAAAUGACCGUAAUCCCGGAUUUUCUCAAAAACUUAUAUUUUUAUUUUCGCUAUUUUUUGCUAAAAUACUCCACUGUAUAUCCUGAACAUAUUUCCUGUCUCAAAUUUGGUUACACUAGCAUCUCCACAGAAUGCCGCGGCCAAACGGCCCAAAAACCCCCUAAAAUGACCGUAAUCCCGGAUUUUCUCAAAAACUUAUAUUUUUAUUUUCGCUAUUUUUUGCUAAAAUACUCCUCUAUCCAUUCUGAACAAAUUUCCAGUCUCAAAUCUGGUUACACUGGCAGCUCCAAAGAAUGCCGCGGCCAAACAACGAAAAAAGCGGAUACGGCUACCGUAAUCUCCCUUUAUUUCAAGAAUUGAUAGUACUGUAACCUUGAUUUUUUGAUUUUUACGUUGUACACACAUUUCUCAAUGGGAUAGCUGGUCUAAAUGCGUCAUUUGAAAAAAAUGGUUAGCGAAAUUGACAAAAGUUAGAAACUACAGUAACCAUCGUAUAAAGCCUGAAAUAAAGCCUCAAAUAUUUAUUUUUUGAUCUGAAAAUAUUUUUCUCAGGCUAGUCUAUUAAUGGGUGAGGCGUGGCAAUCAAUGGUACCGUUUGAAAAUUCAUCAUCUCCAUUUUGGUCUUACAGUAACCGAACAUAGCAACUUUGAACGCGUAUAUCUCAAAAACUUAUAUUUUUAUUUUGGAUUUUUUGGUCUUAUUUUACGGAGAGUGUGUCCAACCUUUAUAAUCAAGCUUAAAAACUGGUUACACUUUUCCCAAAUUUUGGCAGUAAUCGAUAUGGUAUGUUGAGGGUUACGGUACUACCAAAAGAUGAAGAGAUACAAAAAACAUUUCAAUUAGGAAAAUGUUGGUCAUGGUCGAAAACAGUCGCACAAAAAGUUUUGGACUCAUAGAACCAUCACCCGGCCCACAACCAACGCCACUUUAUAAAAUACAAAAUGUUACAUUAAUCCCGGAAUGGAUGAAAUUUCGCGAAACCCUUCUUCGCUUUUCAUCAGCAUGCCCAGGCCCUUCUACUGGCCUAGUUUCAAGAAAUUUGGUGAUGGUCGUUGCAACAAUGUCCGGGCCCCUUGGAGGGAAGCUUCAGUUUGUAAAAAACUCUCUUUUAAGAAAUUUUAAAAUAUUUUUUAACUAUUUUUUUUUAAAUUUUCCAGAAAUGCAGAGAAAGGUGUAUCUGUUGCUGCAAGAAGAAGGUUGUUGUCCAAGCCAAGGCAACACCAGUAGCCAAAGCUCCAGUACCAGCACCAGGCCGAGCCAAAGCACCAGUCCCAGCCAAAGCGCCAGCGCCAGUCCCACCACCAGGCCCAGUCAAAGCACCAGUCCCAGCCAAAGCUAGCAGCGGGAAAAUUGAGGAGAAGCCGAAGGUCAACGCUGAAAAAGUUGGAGAUAAAAAGGCGGUGGAAAAAAUGGAUUUGACUGCGAGUCGAGCCAAGAAGAAGACGAACAUCCCGAAAAACAAGGCUACAGUCUAUGAACAGGAUUCGGAUGGGUGAGUUGGCGAACUGAAAAAGAGAGCUAUUGAACUCAGAAGGCUAAAAAACCUAAAUAUUACAAAUCGUAGCCAUUGCCUAGACUAAAUUGGCCUUGUCUUCAAAAAAUGCUUUCAAAUACGGAGUUGAAUACAAUUUUUUAUACUUCUUUUGGACAUAAUCAAUUUAUAUCAACCAAUUUUUUAAAGUCUUGCGCAGUUUUACGAAUUUUCCUUCCACGGGGAUCGAACCCGCGCCCGCUGGAUUACUAAAUUUGACCAAAAUCCACUACACCACGAAAAAGUGAUGAUGACUUUUUACACUUUUUUUGGAAGUUUCUAGAGCAGAAUUUUACGCUGGUUAACAUAUAUAAAAAUCAGCUGCGGCAUUUGAGAAAAAAAAAUUUUAUGACCGAUUUUGUUCGGCCGAAACCGCAUUGCGGUGUGUUACAGUAACCCGACUUCCGAAAUUCUGAAUUCAUAAUGACUGGCGUGCUAGAAAACGUCAGUAUUUGCUAUUUCAGCCAGUUCUGAAAAGUAGUUAUGUUGUAAUAGUCGAUUACUGUAAAAACAUUAAAUUGUAAAUUACAGUAGGUUAAUGAGAGAAUUAGCAAAAAACAUUUUAGUCAUGUGUUUAAUGGGUGCCUGCAGUCAUUUUAAAACUACUCAAAAUCCGUUUUUCCUAGUGUUAAUUUCAGAAAUAUUGAUGAGAAUCUUCAAAGUGAGAACCCGUUAGACUUUGUACCAGUGAUGCAUUUGAAGGGGAAAAAGGUGUUCUACGACGAGGAUUUCGAUCUUCAAGUUCCUGGGGUCAUUCGUGUAUCCAACGCCUACGUCUUCGUCGAGAAACUCGGCCAAGGCGGGUUUGGUGCGGUUUAUAAGUAUAAAACUCGCGAUUGGGGCAACCGUGAAGUGGCCGUGAAGUUCUUAAAAACAACGGAUCCAAUCAAAUUGAGGAACGCUCGAAAGGAAUUCAUGCUGAUUCGUCAGAUUCAACAGUUCAUCGAUGGGUAGGCCUGAUUUUUUCCAAUUUUUUCGUAUAAAAUGUCACCUAAAAAUAAAAUUUUGCACAGUGCAAUUUUUCGUAUAAAAUGUCACCCAAAAAUAAAAAUUUUGCAUAGUGUAAUUUUUCGUAUAAAAUGUCACCUAAAAAUAAAAUUUUACACAGUGCAAUUUUUCGUAUAAAAUGUCCCCCAAAAUGCACAGUGCAAUUUUUCGUAUAAAAUGUCACCCAAAAUGCACAGUGCAAUUUUUCGUAUAAAAUGUCACCCAAAAUGCACAGUGCAAUUUUUCGUAUAAAAUAUCACCGAAAGUUUUGUUAUUUUUCCAAUUCUGUCUGUCUUCAGAGACCUUUACGUAACCGAGGUGAUAGAUUAUGGCAAAUACGAAACCUCGAUUUUCAUGGUCAUGCCGUUUUACUACUGCUGCAUGGAGAAUGUCCGGAUGAAUCUCACCGAUUAUACCAUGGCCCAGCGGAUCAACAUUGGGUUCCAGUAUCUGCAGGGUAUCGUGCAGCUCCAGAAUAUCAAAUACGCCCACUUGGACAUCAAGCCGGAGAACUACAUGCAAAAAGAGCCGAAGAAAAAUAAGGUAAAAAAGGUUUUUUUUUAUUUUUUCACAGUCUGCGCACUACACUCGAUUCUGAAUUUUUUAUGAAAUUUUUGAUCGCUUUUUUUUGCGGGGAGCGACGAAUGGGGAAAAAGUCAAUUGUGGAAAGUCUACAGUACUACAUAAGCAAAAUAGUAGUGAUUAAAAAAUGAAUGUCAUUUUCGAAAUCAGCGCCAUCGAUUAUUCUAAUUUCGAAACUUACGUCGAAAAAAUAACACUUCAGUUUCCCCAGUUGACUUUUUCCAACUUGACGACGUUCCACCUUACUGCACUGCGCACGGUCAAGCUGAGCAGUCCGGGGACCGGAAUAGACCCUUCGCUAUCGGUUUUUUACACUUCGUCCUGAUUUCGCAGAGAAAGAGAGAAAAAACACACGCAAAAACGUACUCUCUCGCCCCAAAAGUUCCCCAUUUCUUCUCCGACAAAACGUUUUUUCGCGUCUUUUUUUGGCAAAUUGCCGAUCCAUCCAUUGGAAUGUUUUAGUUUUUCUCAAUUUGACGUGCUGCGCACAAAUUCCUCCUCAUUUCACUGCACUGUGCACUAGCUUGUUUCAGGUGGUCCUCUGUGAUUUUGGACUAGUGAAGAGAUUCGACGCCAAGAGGAGUUUUUGCAAUGGGACAAUGGACUACAUGUCGUUGCCGUGCCAUUUUACGCAGAAGGUCAGCAUCGUGGACGACAUGCAGUCGUGGUUCAUCAUGUUCGUCGAGCUGAUCCAUUUCACGUUGCCGUGGGAUGAGAAUGAGGACCUGAGGCGGGAGGACCCUGACGUAAUGGCAGCCUCCAUGAGAAUGGCGGAGGUCAAAAUCGCAAGUUUUGCCAAUUGGCAAGAGGACACGCCCGAAGACAAGCUGAUUAAAACCUUGCUGGGAUUGAUAUGGGAGAAGAAGUACGGUGACUCGGUAGACAUGACGGCAGUCAUGGUAUGUCUGAACAAGGUAGGUCUUUGUAUGAUAAGAAUGUUUUGCAACACGUGCCAUGUUUUAACGAACCCUUUCAGACACAACAGACCUUCCAGUUUCGCUUUGACGAUCCCUGGUGGAGUAAGGUUGGCGAAUAA